AGCAUGGAUCCAGAUCCACAUGAUGGUGUGGAUGUGGAAUUACAGAAUUCCAUGGUUUUGAACCAUGGAUCCAGAUCCAAACCUUCUCCUUUGUUUCCAGGUCCCGUUGUGCGAGGCCAACUCUCCAGGCAGCUCUCCAGGCACUGCAGCCUUCCAGGAAGCUCCUGGCUCAGCCUUCCCGUUCCCGAGCCUUUGGAACCAGAGCAGAGCCCCAAAAAACCCAUGUCCUCUUCUGAGCCCAUCCUGGACCUCAAGGGAGACACGGCAGAGGCACUUCCAGAGAACCUGGGAGGAGCAGGGGACCAGAGCUCCUGCCCACCAAGGGACACCCCAGGGAGCGGAAAUCCCACGGAGUACACGGAACCAAGGCCAGCAGCCCUGGAGGAGCCGAAGCAGAGCCCCAGGACGAGGCAGGACCUGCCUGACCCCGGGAGUUCGGGAACCCCCUGCCCUGCUGAGCCCAUCCCUGGCACAGACCCCGAGGCAGAGGUGAAGGAUCCCAGCCCCACCAACUCCCUGCCAUGGCCAGAAGCUCCCGAGGAGCUCCCGGCCCGCCCCAACACCCUGGACUUCUCCAAAUCGCUGAAGAAGCUGGAGGAGGUGAAGCAAGCGGUGCAGCGGCGGGGCAGUGACCGCGCAGUGGUCAAGGAGAACGGCCUGGAGGCCACUGUGGCCACCAGCACGGCCACCAGCACGGCCACCAGCACGGCCAGCAGCGAGGAGCAGCGGGCUCUGCAGUCAGAGCUGGGCAGGUGCAUCGAGGAAUUCCGCAGGAUCAAGAUCCCGGUGGCUUUUCCCAACAAGAAGCGGCAGUGGCAGAGCGAGCUGCUGAGGAAGUACCAGCUGUGAGGAUGGGGCUCUCCAGCUGUUCCAGCUGUGGCACAGCCUGUCCACGCUCCCAAAAGGAGGAGCAGAGGUGGCUCCUGAAGGCUGUGCAGAUGUUGGGAGGCUCUCCAGCCUGUUCCCACCAUGGAGGGGCUGCUCCGUGUCCUCAGCAGGACAAGGACGGAUGGCCAGGGUGAUGUGCAGCAGGAAUUCCCACAU
Catharus ustulatus (Swainson's thrush) is the source of this 1044-nucleotide messenger RNA. RefSeq names its product BTB/POZ domain-containing protein KCTD8-like. The coding region runs from base 4 to 849 and encodes 281 amino acids. The record is from RefSeq and is a predicted model, not a curated record. The transcript is spliced from 4 exons. NCBI's taxonomy places the organism in Eukaryota, Metazoa, Chordata, Aves, Passeriformes, Turdidae.